UCUUGCCAGAGUGUUGGACUUAACCAAUCCGACAUGGUACUAGAAUACAUGGGCACCUGUUUCCAAUUCCUGGAUGUUUCGAGGAACUGUGAUGUCGGGGCCGAAGAGUGUAAUGAGAGAAGAGGAUUUCUGGCUGAAAUACUCGAUGAGAGCACUAAUGCUUUAUUGCUGGACCGAGCCCUGUAUCUAAGAGACAUAGACGUUAACAAGGCAUGGUGGAUUGGUGGUUAUGACAAAGAUGACGGAGUCGGACGGUCCUGGUAUUGGUCUGAUAAAACUCGAAUGAACUAUGAGGAAUGGUACGAGGGCGAACCUAGUACGGAUUCCGAAGACUGUGUAGAAAUGAGAAAGGAUCAUCAGUACCAAUGGAAUGACCUAUCUUGUUCAGACCGAAUUCAGAGUCUAUGUCAAAUUGGAAUUCCUGCCUGCGGUGACCCAGGUGAACCUUUGCAUGGUAAUCGUUUACCAGACGACAGAACAACUUACUCUGUCAAUGCUACUCUUCAUUUCACCUGUCAGGAGGGAUACACAUUAACUGGAGAAAGCGUUGUAAGGUGUAUGACUAAUGGAGCAUGGAAUCAUCAAAGACCAUCGUGUGAAGCUGUCGAAUGUGAAGAAAGCCCCCCAAACGUCACACUUUCCUCCAACAUGAUACUAGGAUCAGUGUAUCAAGAUAUAGCUGUAUACAUAUGUCAGGGUGGUUAUAUUCCUGAUAAUGAGACUAUCACGGAAGACAAUUUAGCUAUCGUGUCGGUUGAACUGAAGAUCUUGACUGGGGAUUCGAACAGAUUAGAUGAGGAGGAUCUUCAGUCUGUCACAGACAAACUAAGUUCAGUAGUUGGAUUUGCGUUAGACCAAAACCUGACAGAAGAAACCGUCGUACAGGUGUCUGAGAGUGUGAUAGGAGCAGUGGAUAACAUCUUGAACAUCCUAGAGAGUACCUUCGAGACACUGAGCUCCCAGCAGAUUUUAAAAGACAUACUGGCUACAAUCUCCACACUUACUGAAGCCAUUCAAAAGGCAUCCAGCAACAACUUCACCUACAGUGGAUCAAACCUUGUACUGGCAGCCGUCAAAGUAGACAGGAGAAAAUUUCCCCUCACGGCUGCUAUAGGAGGAGCCAUGGAUGACGUCAUAUACUUUUUAGCCAAUGAAGGAUCUCCGUCUAACGCGGCAGGUGUAACGUCAGUAUUUCUGCCAGAAGCAAUUCUUCCUUCGGUAUCUAGUACUAACCAGGUAAUAUCCGUCAGCGUCUUUCUACUAAACUCGCCUAAGCUGUUUCAGGGUAACAGACUGUUCUCAUCCAGUACUCCAUCGUCUGGAGACAAGCAGAAUCAGCAACCGAAGACGGUGUCGGUUGUCGCUUCUCCUAUCUUAACUGUGACCAUUGAGGAAACUGAUAUCAAAGACCUUCCUGAUAAUGAAUCCAUUGUCUUUGCGUUUCCUGUAAACCAGAAAUUGAUUGGAGAAGAAAAUGAUGCUGAAGUGUCGCAACGUUGUGUGUAUUUGGACAUCGACUUAGGAGCGUGGUCGGACGAAGGGUGUAAAACCGAGAAAACAGCUCUUCAAGGGAUGGUGUCUUGCCGGUGCUCUCAUCUUACUAGUUUCGCCGUUCUCAUGGAUAUCAAAGGAAGCAUCAUAUCUAAAGCUCUUGAUGUAAUCAGUCGCAUUGGUUGUAUAGCUUCGAUUAUUUGUCUCGUCAUAACCCUCUGCGUUCUGCUAGGUUUUAGGAAACUGCGCAGGAAACAGCCACAGCAGAUACUUAUUAAUCUCAGUUUCGCGCUACUAGCUCUGUACGUCACUUUCGUCAUCGGUAUUGACCGACCGACCUGGAGGAUCAGCUGUACUGUGGUUGCUAUACUAUUGCAUUACUUCUGCCUUGCAUCGCUUGCUUGGAUGGGUGUAGAAGCCUUCAACAUGUACAUGAUGUUUGUUAGGGUUCUGAAUUCAUACAUACCGAAGUUUCUACUAAAAUGCUCUAUGAUCGGUUGGGGUAAGUUACAAGGUUCGAAAGUACAGAAGUUUUCAUAG
Messenger RNA from Strongylocentrotus purpuratus (purple sea urchin), 2031 nucleotides. RefSeq names its product adhesion G-protein coupled receptor G2-like. Gene Ontology annotation, molecular function: G protein-coupled receptor activity. The record is from RefSeq and is a predicted model, not a curated record. Gene Ontology annotation, cellular component: membrane. The transcript has 11 exons. The coding region runs from base 34 to 2031 and encodes 665 amino acids. NCBI's taxonomy places the organism in Eukaryota, Metazoa, Echinodermata, Echinoidea, Camarodonta, Strongylocentrotidae. Gene Ontology annotation, biological process: G protein-coupled receptor signaling pathway; cell surface receptor signaling pathway.